CAGUUGCAGUUGGAAAGUCGAGCACGUUUCGUGUGGAAAUGCUGUUGUGCUAGCUGGGUAUACUUGGAUACUUUCUGCGGUAUCGCUAUCACAGCCACAUUCAGUCGAGUGCGUGGUCGUGAGCGAAUCGGUCGAGCAAGUCCCGUCUCCUGGUGUGCCAAAAAGAUACAAAACCCAAGAAUAUCCCUGCUCUGCACACAAACAAAAGCGCAGAAAAUGUGCGAAAUUAGUAUGGAAUGUGAAAUCUGUGAGAAACCUUUAAGCGCGCCAUGAAAUCCCCAUCAAUCAUCAUCAUCGGAGGGCGAUCAACUUUUUUUAAAGUGUUUUUGAAGCGAACUUUUUGGCCAAGCUAUUGCAGGUGCCUUGGUCAAGUGCUAUAAGAGGAAAAAAAGGGAAAUUAGUUGCAAUGGAGCUAUACAAUAUUUUUAAAUCUGUGCAUACAUUAUGACUGCCUGUAGAAUAUGGAUCGCCGUGUAAAUAUAUUUUGAUAUUGUUGCAAAUAAGAAAGGAAUUUACAAUCAGAGCUAAGGAACACACAAUAGAGCGAAACCAAUUGCGAGGCGAAGCAAUAUGAGAAAUAAAUCAAUAACCAAAAGCUAACGAAAAGCAUUAGGUUAGAAGAAAGUCAAUGGCUCCAAAAAGUUGGUCGACUGCAUGCGAGCAGUAAAAGUUGCCGGAGAAAUUUUAUUAUCGACAAAACCAACAUAUGGAGGACCACAAGCAAAAUGCAAAACUAUGGAAUUGGACUUAAAGGAGGCUGAGUCUUACUAGUUACCUUCUGUGCCCAUACAUCUGUCAACAGUCUGGUGCUGUUGCUGAUUAUCGGAUUCCAAGGGUUAAGUAAGAGAUAUGAAGAAGCAAUCACGUAGUCGGUUGGACAAUCCAUUCUGCUUCAGUCAGGAAACAAACAUGAGCUUCCCACAGCCGCACACAUUGCCGGAAGCCCCAGCUAACGGUGGUAAAAUGCUGGUUUAUGGCCUGGGACUUCUAAUUAUGAUACCGGCUUGUACGGCUGGACCCCAUGAAAAGCGUCUGCUCCACGCCCUCCUGGACAACUACAACAGCUUAGAACGUCCGGUGGUCAACGAAUCCGAUCCAUUGCAACUGAGCUUCGGACUAACACUCAUGCAGAUUAUAGAUGUGGAUGAAAAGAACCAACUGCUAAUUACAAAUAUUUGGCUCAAAUUGGAAUGGAAUGACAUGAAUCUUCGAUGGAAUUCCAGUGAAUUCGGCGGUGUACGCGAUCUUCGAAUUCCACCACAUCGCUUAUGGAAACCGGAUGUUCUAAUGUACAAUAGUGCGGAUGAGGGGUUUGAUGGAACGUAUGCCACAAAUGUAGUGGUGCGCAACAAUGGAAGCUGUCUGUACGUACCUCCAGGCAUAUUCAAAUCAACAUGUAAGAUCGAUAUUACGUGGUUUCCAUUUGAUGAUCAAAGAUGUGAGAUGAAGUUUGGUUCGUGGACCUACGAUGGUUUUCAGUUGGACUUACAAUUACAAGACGAAGCAGGAGGAGAUAUUUCUAGCUUUAUAACAAAUGGCGAAUGGGACUUGUUAGGUGUGCCCGGUAAACGAAAUGAAAUCUACUAUAAUUGCUGCCCAGAACCUUAUAUUGACAUAACAUUCGCCAUUUUGAUAAGACGCAAAACAUUGUACUAUUUUUUCAAUCUGAUUGUGCCGUGCGUACUGAUUGCCUCAAUGGCACUGCUAGGGUUUACACUGCCACCAGAUUCUGGUGAAAAGCUUUCGCUUGGAGUCACAAUUUUAUUAUCGCUUACAGUCUUCCUUAACAUGGUGGCGGAAACAAUGCCGGCGACCUCUGAUGCGGUGCCGCUGCUCGGAACUUAUUUCAAUUGCAUUAUGUUUAUGGUGGCCUCAUCAGUUGUGUCAACCAUACUUAUCCUCAAUUAUCAUCAUAGAAAUCCAGAUACGCAUGAAAUGAGUGAAUGGAUAAGAGUAAUAUUCCUUUAUUGGUUACCUUGCAUAUUGCGCAUGCAAAGACCCGGACAGGUUGGCUACGAAUGUCCGCCGCCGCCCUCAUCAUCGAGUUCAUCUAAUUCUGGCGAGAAAAAGCAACAGAUACAAAAUGUUGAGCUCAAGGAGAGAUCCUCCAAGUCUCUGCUGGCCAACGUCCUCGAUAUAGACGAUGAUUUCCGAUGCAAUCAUCGGUGUGCCAGUGCGACUUUGCCUCACCAGCCAACUUAUUACAGAACGAUGUACAGGCAAGGGGACGACGGCAGCGUGGGACCAGUGGGUCCGGCUGGCCCCGUGGUCGAUGGGCGAUUGCACGAAGCCAUUUCGCACACCUGUCUGACUUCAUCUGCGGAAUACGAACUGGCGCUGAUCCUUAAGGAACUGCGUUGGAUAACGGAGCAGCUAAAAAAAGAAGACGAGACAAGCGACAUAACACGAGAUUGGAAGUUUGCAGCCAUGGUCGUCGAUCGUUUGUGCCUUAUUAUUUUCACUUUGUUUACUAUUAUCGCAACUCUUGCUGUACUGUUUUCAGCACCACAUUUCAUUUUCCCGUAAGCGGAAAUGCGGCGAAGGGGAAAUAAAUGGAGCAAAUAGUGACAGGCCACAGGAGUUUGUGGUUUAUUGUGAAGUAUAUGAAACAUGAAGCCAAUCAAAAAUAUUAGGAACAAAGAACAAAAUGAAUUCAACAACCCGAACCUAAGCUUUUCAAACUGAAAUACUUUGACAGUCAAAGAGUUUUGCUAUUUAACAUUUUUAUAUAUUUUAAAGAUGUGUCUGAUGGUUAUAAAAUAUUAUAAUGAAUUGAGAUAGUAACGUAUGUACGUAUGUGAAUGCAUUUUGUAUAAAAAUAAGAAAAGAAAGCAAAAAAAAAACCAAACCAAAUAAAAAAAGUCGGGAUAAUACAAUAACUUUCUGGGCAUAAAUGUACGUUGCCGUGUACAUUUUCAUUUGCCCAUUAGAUACAAAGCAGAGGUUUCUAAAUCCAAAUCGCGAAGCGCUCGUAGAUGCAAUCCACCUCCCUCUAUAUUCAAUCGAGGAGCGCCAAAACAUUUAACCGACUUGAGAAUGACAUUUAAGGAUAUACAUAUGUAUACAGCUUCACACUAUUGUUAAAAAAGGGAAAAAGAGCAAACAAUUAGUAUUUAAAUGGUCUGUAUGCAACAUUCAAAAAGAUUUUGCUGUUCUUUUUCAUUUAUUUGAUUUAUUAUUUGACCUUUCGUUCUCUCUUCCCAUGCUAUUCAAUUUUGAAUAAAAAGAAGAACUUUAUACAAAUGUGUUGCUAUGAUAUAAAACAAAGCCACAACAAAUGCAAAUUGAACGAAUAUAAAAGUGAAUAGUGAAAUUGUUCCGGAGUAAGAAACUACACUUCAAUACAAGAAUGUCAUUUAACUGAAAUGAUCGCACAAUAAAUUCAUAUAUACAAACGAGCCGUCAAAAUUGAACACACAGUUACACAACAGAGGUCACAGUUGUGAUAAAACAAAAUACUAUUGAAAAGAUAAUACUUGCUAAAUUUAACGAAUUGCACUCUGCAAAUAAGCAAAAACGAAACAUGACAUUUCGUAUACAGAUAAACACUGAAUGCAUUUUAAGAAGAUAUGCGCAGUACACAGAAAAUGGGAAAAUAUUUGCUAGCCAUUAGAAAAGACAAAAAAAAACUAUAUAAAUAAUAGAUGCCAAUAACUAUAUCACACCCAUUUUCGUCAAGUCUUUCCUGCUGAUUCCUCAGCGGUUAAACGGUGCUUCAAUAUUAACGGGUGCUUCAAUAAUAGGCGCCAAAAUAAUUUUAUCCGAGUAUAGUGAAUUGGCAAAAUCAAGAAAUCAAAAGGGUUUGUAGAAAGUUAGAGCAUGAGUAAAGCUAUAUAAAUGGUAGUGUAGCCAAUUAGGAGUCCAAUCAACUUCAGCCAAUUCUAGAAUCUUGAAAUUCGCCUUCGUAAAAUGGAAAAAUUUAUCGGCGACUAUAGCAUUUGUAGGCUCUGCAGAUAUUUGUAUCGCUUAUAUGCCUGUUUCAGCCAGAGUUUUCCUCCAGUGAUAAAUUGCGGAUUGAUUUUCUAAAUUAAUUUUCACACUUUAAAAGGGUCUAAAAAAGUGGGACUACUUUUUCGCUAGCAAACAUGUUUUUCUAUCUGAGUACUGGACUUUAAGGCGAACGAGCAUAACUUAUCUUUAAAAAAGCUAACAUAAUUUGAAAAAAACAUAAGCUAAAAUUGUAUGAUAAUGUUAAACACAAGUAUAAAGUUAACUAUUUUUAAAUGGAAAAAAAAAGAGUGUCAAAAGCAACGAAAGCCGAAUAUAAAGAGCGUUAAACAUAGAUAUUUCAAAAGAGUAUAGUUUUCAGAGAGAAAGGAUCGCAAAUAUUCAUGAAUACGAAAGAAAAAUAUAUCACUACAGUCAAGCUUCAAUAACUCAACCUUUCCUAGCUCGAAGUCUCUAUAAGUCGAACUAGUUUUAUUGGCAACGUAAAUUUUAGAUACACACGUCAAAUCAAGUCUACACAUUAACCACCCCCAGUCUCCAUAACUUCAAUUUUUUUUGUGGCGGUUGGUGGUCUGUGUUAUCGAAGUUCGACUGUAUCUUUCAAUUCCCAAAAAAAAAGUGCAAGCUAGAAUACAAGUUAGAUUUAACACAUUUUUAAA
Drosophila suzukii is the source of this 4607-nucleotide messenger RNA. RefSeq names its product nicotinic Acetylcholine Receptor alpha7 (gene nAChRalpha7). Gene Ontology annotation, molecular function: acetylcholine-gated monoatomic cation-selective channel activity; transmembrane signaling receptor activity. Gene Ontology annotation, biological process: signal transduction; regulation of membrane potential; chemical synaptic transmission. Gene Ontology annotation, cellular component: synapse; postsynaptic membrane; neuron projection. The record is from RefSeq and is a predicted model, not a curated record. Lineage: Eukaryota; Metazoa; Arthropoda; Insecta; Diptera; Drosophilidae.